Messenger RNA from Spodoptera frugiperda (fall armyworm), 581 nucleotides. RefSeq lists its product as uncharacterized. The transcript is spliced from 2 exons. The record is from RefSeq and is a predicted model, not a curated record. Lineage: Eukaryota; Metazoa; Arthropoda; Insecta; Lepidoptera; Noctuidae. The coding region runs from base 168 to 500 and encodes 110 amino acids.
CUCUUAAAGGUUACCGUUAUCACAUCUUUAUACUUAUAACAUUUUGUAUUUAUUCAUUUGUAGGAGAUAUUAUUUAACAAAACUUUUACCGAUAUAAAUAAUAGUCAUAGUAUAAAACAGAUUUCAGUCGCAUUUGGUAGGCCAUUAAGUUCACGGUGAAUUUCAAAAUGAAGUGCGUUGUUGCAUUGAGUGUUUUCGUGUUAAUUUCAAUUUCGUCAUGUUUAGCUAGUGACCUAAUAAUUGGGACUACCUACAAUGCCCGCUUAACAUGGCAGCAGAAAGCAGACUAUAUGGGAAUCCCAUUCAAGAAGAGAGUAAAGGAAGUAUUCUACUCAGAUCCUGGCCAACAAAUAAUCAAGGGUAUCGUAGCGAGAGACAUCGACCACACGUCAGGGAGCGCCACAGUCACUGCCGGUGGCGUUGGUUUCAGUUUCGCCAACAUUCGUCUUAAGAGUGAACGUGGUAAUGGACUGAAUUACCAAAUCGAGAUUUAUGUAUAAUAUUCGAUAGUGAUAUAGCGACUGCUAUCUCCCUUCUUUGUAUACCUACUAAAUAAACAGAGGUCAAGUUUACUAUAAUAA